GCGGGGGGGAGGGGAGAGAGAAGCGAGUCGGGAACUUUAGGGCAUCGCAGUGCGACGUCCGUGCAAGAAUCCGUCUCGGAUCUCACACCCCCCACCCCCCCGACCUGAAGCCAUGGUGCUACAUGCGGGGUUCAAGGGAGCGGGCCAGGUGGAGGGGCUGCAGGUGUGGAGGGUGGAGAAGCUGAGUCCUGUGGCCGUGGCACCCAACCAGUACGGCAACUUCUUCACGGGGGAUGCCUACGUGGUGCUCAAGACGUUCGCCUUUGGCCCUGCGGUCAAACGAUACGAGCUGCACUUCUGGCUCGGUAGCGAGUGCUCUCAGGACGAGUCCGGCGCGGCGGCAGUUCUCACCGUGCAGCUGGACGACUCCCUGGGGGGGCGGCCCGUGCAGUACCGCGAGGUGCAGGGACACGAGUCCAAUUCGUUCCUCUCCUACUUCAAGGGCGGCAUCAAGUACAAGGCGGGCGGCGUGGCCUCGGGCUUCCGCCACGUGGAGCCCAACGUGGCGGACGUGAAGCGGCUGCUGCACGUGAAGGGGCGACGCACGGUGCGUGCCACCGAGGUGCCGCUUUCCUGGAAGAGCUUCAACCAGGGGGACUGCUUCAUCGUCGACCUGGGGGCGAACAUCUACCAGUGGUGCGGCUCGGGCUGCAACCGCUACGAGCGCGUCAAGGCGUCCGAGGUGGCGCGCGGCGUGCGGGACCACGAGCGGGGCGGGCGGGCGACGGUGCACGUGGUGGAGGAGGGCGAGGAGACCGCACAGCUGCUUAACGUGCUGGGCCCCAAGCCUGAACUUCCACCCGGGACCCCUGAUGAUGUGGAAAUGGAUAUCUCGAACCGGAAUUCAGCCAAGCUCUACAAGAUCUCCGACGAGAGCGGCCGCAUGGAGGUGAAGGAGGUGGCGAGCGCGAGUCCCUUCCAGCAGUCACUGCUCGACUCGGCAGACUGCUUCCUGCUCGACAACGGCUCCGCGGGGCAGAUCUUCGUGUGGAAGGGCAAGAGAGCCAACUCGAACGAGAGGCAGAAAGCGAUGAUGACCGCUGAGGAGUUCAUCAAGAAGAUGAGCUACUCGCCCAGCACCAAGGUGUCAGUGCUGCCCGAGGAAGGGGAGACGGCGCUCUUCAAGCAGUUCUUCCUGAGCUGGAGGAGUAAGGACGACGUCGUGACGCCCGGCAAGACGUACAACGUGGGUAGCGUCGCCCAUGUCCAGCAGGUGCCCUUCAACGCCUCCACCCUGCACUCCAGCCCGGCCAUGGCCGCGCAGCACGGCAUGGUGGAUGACGGCAAGGGAGAGGUUCAGGUGUGGCGCGUGGAGAGCUGUGGCCGCGUGAGUGUGGACCGCACCAGCUACGGGCAGUUCUUCGGCGGCGACUCGUACAUCAUCCUCUACACGUGGUGCAGGGGACAGAUCCUCUACACCUGGCAGGGCAGCAAGUCGAGCAAGGACGAGAUCACGCACUCCGCCUUCCUGUCCGUGCAGCUCGACAAGGAGCUGGGGGGACGGCCCAUGCAGGUGCGCGUGGUUCAGGGCUCUGAGCCCCCGCACCUGCUGUGCCUGUUCGGGGGCAAGCCCCUGGUGGUGCACGCAGGGGGCACCUCCCGCCAUGGGGGGCAGAGCCCCCAGGCCCCCACGCGACUCUACCAGGUGCGCAGCUCCUCAGCAGGCGCCACCAGAGCCGUCGAGGUCCCCCUGAGCGCCGCGUCCCUCAACUCGAACGACGCCUUCGUGCUGCUGUCCCCCAAGAAGACGUUCAUCUGGGAGGGGAAGGGUGCCGAGCGCAGCGAGCUGGACGGGGCAGCCUACGUGGCCCAGCUGCUGGGACGCCGGACGCACGCCGACCUGGCCGAGGGGGACGAGCCAGAUGAGUUCUGGUCACUGCUGGGUGGCAAGAAGGACUACCAGAGCUCGCCGAGACUCAGCACCAACUACAACGACCACCCGCCCCGCCUCUUCGCCUGCUCCAACAAGACCGGCCGCUUCCAGGUGGAGGAGGUGGCGGGAGACUUCACUCAGGAAGACCUGGCCACCGAUGAUGUCAUGCUCUUAGACGUAUGGGACCAGGUGUCGCCGCGGCACAAGUGGCGGCUGCGCCUGGGGGUCCAACAGCCGACUUUGUACAUGAAGCAGCCCCUGUUCCAGUCCGCUACUACGUCUCAGAAGAUGACUCACUGA
Messenger RNA from Lethenteron reissneri (Far Eastern brook lamprey), 2173 nucleotides. Its product is annotated as gelsolin-like. Gene Ontology annotation, cellular component: cytoplasm; actin cytoskeleton. The record is from RefSeq and is a predicted model, not a curated record. Lineage: Eukaryota; Metazoa; Chordata; Hyperoartia; Petromyzontiformes; Petromyzontidae. Gene Ontology annotation, molecular function: actin filament binding; phosphatidylinositol-4,5-bisphosphate binding. Gene Ontology annotation, biological process: central nervous system development; cell projection assembly; barbed-end actin filament capping.